AUGGGAAAACGAAAAUGCAAGUCAACGUUUCGCCAAUCUACACCAGAUUCACCGGAAUUUGGUUCUCCGCUUCCUCCUACCGCCAACGAUCAAGUUUCUGCUCCUCGUUCACCUCCGAUCAAGUCCACCACUCAGAAUCGUGCUGAGGUCUCUCAUUCUCACAGCGCAUCUUCUGAUCGUCCUUUUGAGGUAUCCAAUUCUCCAGAUAACAUUCACUCGCCUUAUCAUCUUCAUAGUUCGGAUCAUCCUGGUUUAGUGCUAGCCUCUGAACUGCUUGAUGGUAACAAUUAUGGAGUCUGGAUAAUUGCAAUGACUACUAGCUUAGAAGCUAAGAACAAGCUAGGUUUUCUUGAUGGAUCUAUCGUGAAACCGCCUGAGAAUGAUCCGUACUAUAGAAUCUGGUGUCGUUGUAACAGUAUGGUGAAGUCAUGGUUGUUGAACAGUGUGACCAAGCCAAUCUAUACAAACAUCUUGUACUUCAAGAAUGCAUCUGAUAUCUGGAAGGAUUUGCACACUCGUUUCCACAAAUUGAAUCUCAUUCGGCUGUACAAACUUCGUCAUCAGAUUCAUUCAUUUCGUCAAGGAAGUCUGGAUCUCUCUUCUUACCAUAUGAAGACUCAAUCCUUGUGA
Messenger RNA from Brassica napus (rape), 630 nucleotides. RefSeq lists its product as uncharacterized. The coding region runs from base 1 to 630 and encodes 209 amino acids. The record is from RefSeq and is a predicted model, not a curated record. NCBI's taxonomy places the organism in Eukaryota, Viridiplantae, Streptophyta, Magnoliopsida, Brassicales, Brassicaceae. The transcript has a single exon.